CUUAGACUUUUACAAUAGUGUCGGCUUGGUAAAACUACACUUUACCUUGCCGACCACUUGUUUUUGUCGCAUAUACUUAUCUAAAUAAAUUUUAAUCACCAGAUUAUCGUCUCUGAUUUUUAAUAAUUACAAUGAUAUGAUAUUAUACCUAAUUUUAAUUGCCGUAUAAGCUAGACGUUGUAUAAAAUCAAAUAUUACGCUGUAGUGUAAUAGUCUGCAGUAGUUGUUGGCGAUAUGAACAAGAAGUAUACAGCCCUUUUGCUAGCCCUAUUGGUGGCAGCCGCAGAGGCCAACAGCUUGGCAAAUGCGAUUAAACCAAAGCUACUAAGUAACGAAAAAAACUGGGAUGGCCUGGGUCUGCACGCAGAUGUUAACGAUUAUGUCGAUAAAACUAUUCAUAUGAUAGUGCCAUUCAUGCGGGAAUAUGGUUUUGAUCCUAUGAGUUUGCCAGAUGUCGAAGAAGGUUUUGAAGUUAGGCCUGUGUUGAUUACAUACAGCGCAUGGCUAAGGAUCACCAAUGGAUACAUGACUGGUCUCGUGAACGUCGAACGGUCCGGCGACCAGAGGGUGCAAUACUUCGCCAAAAUGCUACGUGUCCGUGUACAACUCCAGUUUAGGGACUUAGAGUUCAUUUACAGAUAUUUGGUGAAAGUCAUGAGAAUCGGCCCAACGGGUGGUAUCAUUGGUUCCCUAAAUCGUUUCGUGGUGAUCUUCGAUGUACUCAUCGAUUUCAACAACGACGAAUUGCAUCUCCAACAGUUUUCACUCACCGAUAUAGGCCGUCUCCGUGUCCGCUUCACAGGAAACAUACUUACUGAUUGGCUGGUGAACCCUGUGAUUGGUGUGUUUACGAGAAUUUUCGACACGAUCAUCAUUCGUGUGGUGGAAAUCAACAUUCGUAACGGCAUACAGGACGCUCUCGACUUCAUCAACACUAAUGUCAGGAACAUAAUGCAAAAUCUUGAGUCGCAAGGUUUCAAUUAUAUGAUUAACUAUUGAAAGGCAUAGUAUGCAUCCAUAUGGUUUGUUUCGAGUUAAAGAUUUAUAUUAAUAAAAGUGUUAAAUCGCUCUGUUCUUUAUUGUAAUUACUUUAUGGUUUUAAUUCAAUU
This is a messenger RNA of Diatraea saccharalis (sugarcane borer), 1109 nucleotides long. Lineage: Eukaryota; Metazoa; Arthropoda; Insecta; Lepidoptera; Crambidae. The record is from the annotation of a GenBank genome assembly.